Messenger RNA from Adineta ricciae, 1656 nucleotides. The record is from the annotation of a GenBank genome assembly. Lineage: Eukaryota; Metazoa; Rotifera; Eurotatoria; Adinetida; Adinetidae.
AUGCCAAGUCCAACGAUGUUUGAUCGGUUUCCAACCGAACUAUUCUUUGAAACGUUCAGGUAUUUAACAACUUACGAUAUUCUGCACGCAUUCAAGGACCUCAAUCAACAUAUUAACAUGGUGUUAAGAAAUUAUUACAAAUACGAUUUGAAUUUUCAAUCAUGGUCAAAAGGCAAAUUUGAUUUUGUUCGUGAAUCCAUUUCUCCUGAACAAAUUCAAUCUUUGGUAUUAUCCGAUGAAGACGAUACAGUUCGGCAAAUUCAUCUCUUCUUUCGAUUGCUCUACAUUCGACGAUUUGUAAAUCUCAAGUCAUUAACACUGAUUGCAAUCGAUGAACAAGAUUGGAAGAAAAUUCAAAGAAAACUUCAUUUCUUAUCAAAUUUAACUUCUCUUUCACUUCGAUUGUCACAACAUUUAUCAUCGAUCAGCGUCGAAUUACCACUGAAAUCUUUAGUAUUAAAUACAUGUACAACGAAUGAAUUGCAUCAAUGGCUUGUGCACACACCGAUGUUAAUCAAUUUAGAAGUCGAAUUGAUUGUUGAUGUAUCCGACAAUGAUUUUCGUUUGAACCCAAUUGGCACGAAUAUUCGUCGGUUGAAAAUCAAACUUCCUGAGAAGUCUCACAUAACAUUUGAGGAUCUCGAAGCACUUUUUGUCUGUAUGCCGAAAGUGAAGUUCUUGACAAUGACCGUCGCCAAAGGAUUUCGCUUAUUUCACGGUGAUCGUUGGGAAGAUCUACUCCGAAGAUAUUUACCUCAUCUAGAAGAUUUUCGUUUCAAAAUUCAUCCCGCUUUAGACAAUGUCAAUCCUACACAAUUAAUAUCUGCAUUUCAAACACCUUUCUGGUUACACGAACAUCAAUGGAUUGUUCAUUGUGAUUUUCAUGGUGUACACAAUCGACAUUAUCGUAACGUGAAUAAUAUUCACUUCUAUACAUUACCUUAUCCUCAUGAUCAGUUUUAUUUAACUACCUCAACAAAGUCAUUAACUAACCAUUCAAAAGAUGCAUUUCAAACGGUCAAAGAACUAUACCUAUCAAUCGAUUCCGACAUGUCUACACAUCUGCUCGAACAUUUUUAUUUUCCUGAUCUUGACUCAUUGAUCGUCUGUAACUUACAUGAAUUGCCAUCAUUGAUUGAUUUGAUUAAUCUUUCCCGUAUUAAGCAUCUAACCAUCGAACAAAACAAUCCUAUCCAGCCUCAAGAAUUCUUCUUGCAUAUUCUAGUAUAUACCAUUAAUCUCCGAUCGUUGAAAAUCUCUUGGCAUUCGCUGAUGGAAAUCACUCGGGAGUUCACCAAUCAAAAUAUAUGCUCGAUAUUGGAGAAACAGAUUAAACAUUUACAUGUAUUCGAUUGUGCAACGAAAAUCAGUCCAGACAAGGGUAAACAAGUCGAAUGUCUGAUUAAAUUAUUUUCGAAAAAUCUUGAAAAACUCAACGUACAUGUUCCAUCGCUCGAUAAUAUUGCCAUGCUAUUAAAUGAAAUGUUGAAAUUAAAUAGUAUGGCUGCAGAAUAUGAGUCAAAAUCCAACAAGAUGGAUAGUGAUCGUUUAUUGUCAUGGUUAACAGAAAAUGUUCCGAAAUUGAAAAAGUUUACUCAUCAAAUACGAUACACGUCGAAAUCUCGAGUUCAAUUACUUUUUUGGAUGAGUCUUUGA